This is a messenger RNA of Aspergillus nidulans FGSC A4, 943 nucleotides long. Its product is annotated as E2 ubiquitin-conjugating protein UBC13. Bases 200 to 652 code for a protein of 150 amino acids. The record is from RefSeq and is a predicted model, not a curated record. Gene Ontology annotation, molecular function: ubiquitin conjugating enzyme activity; ligase activity. The transcript has 4 exons. NCBI's taxonomy places the organism in Eukaryota, Fungi, Ascomycota, Eurotiomycetes, Eurotiales, Aspergillaceae.
AUUUGGAAGGGCAGGACCAACACCGUCAUUUUCUGACAGCCCGUCGGUUUCUUCACCCUAGGACUUUCUCCGCGCUCCGAUUUUAGUUGUCUUCGUUUACACAGCAAGCUUUUUUAGUUCUUCAACCAAACAAGGAGGAAUCUCGAGUUCAAGUGUCUCCCCGCUCUCAAACAUCCACAAGCCUCUCAAACAGCACAAAAUGGCGGGAUUGCCGAAGAGAAUCGUGAAGGAGACAGAACGGCUUUUGUCAGAUCCAGUUCCUGGCAUCAACGCUGUCCCUCACGACGACAAUCUGCGCUAUUUCGAUGUCAGCAUCCAUGGCCCGACAUCAUCGCCAUAUGAAGGUGGCAUCUUCCGCCUCGAGCUAUUUUUACCUGAAGAUUAUCCGAUGGUUCCUCCCAAAAUCCGGUUCCUGACCAAAAUCUACCACCCCAAUAUUGAUCGUCUCGGGCGGAUUUGUUUGGAUGUUUUGAAGAGCAACUGGUCUCCAGCCCUUCAGAUCCGUACCAUAUUACUAUCUAUUCAAGCUCUGUUAGGGGCCCCCAACCCUGACGAUCCCCUUGCAAACGAUGUUGCGCAGCGCUGGAAGGAGGACGAAGCGGCGGCAAUCAAGACGGCAAAGGAAUGGACCAUAACCCAUGCAAUGACUUAGGCAAUCCGGAUACGCCAUUUAUCUGCCGUGCGAAUGACCAUCGACGACAUCAUGAUGAGACCAUGAGAAAAACAUUCGACUUUGGUGUACCCUGCAUUGAUUUGUUGGGUCAUUUUAUAUUCUAGAAAUUUAGCCCUGUUUCUUCCGUGGAGGGAAAGAGCCGUGUGUCAUUGAAUACAUUUGCAUUUCAUUCUAAUCCUGGCAUGCCGCAUUUCAGCUUCCUGCGCUACUUGCAACCAUGAAUUACUAUUCAAGACUUAUUAGAAAUUUCUUAAAUAGAAUUGCUUACAU